Belonocnema kinseyi is the source of this 882-nucleotide messenger RNA. RefSeq lists its product as uncharacterized. Lineage: Eukaryota; Metazoa; Arthropoda; Insecta; Hymenoptera; Cynipidae. Bases 52 to 882 code for a protein of 276 amino acids. The transcript is spliced from 5 exons. The record is from RefSeq and is a predicted model, not a curated record.
AGUACAGUUUUUGAAUUUUGGAAGGAUUUUCAAUAAUAUAUUGGAUAAGACAUGUUAUUUAGUAUCAAUCUUCAAAUUUGGUUGAUAAUGUGCUGCUCGCUAUGCAUUCUUCAAGUAGACAGCGAUGUAGAACGUUCACUCUCUAGAAAAAAGCGUUAUGUUGUUUUUCCAGAAGGAUCAAGUUUUUCGAUUGCUCUCUGUCUGACCAUGCACACAUUAACACCCGACAAUAACAUUUUCACGGAGGGUGUGAAUUGGGGUAUAUCUUACGAUCUGCCAAAUGAGAGCAAACCUGAAUUGGAUCCAUUUCGAGAACUUAAUAAAGAUAAAUUCAAGAUAAACAACAAAGUCAGCCAAAUUUCCAUGGAAAACAAGAACAAUUAUGACAAAUAUGGUAGUUGGAACAACGACAAAAAUUACUAUGGGCCCAAUAAGAAAAAAUUCUACAAGCCUAACUAUCAGUACAUUCAACGACGACAUCGUAGAGAUCUCUACAAUAAACUGGAGGUUGUCAUGGAUGCAAUGGGUUUCGACGGAAGAACUUGCGUCCUACGCGCGCUGUGUGAAGCUUCCCAGCGACUUAUGCCAAAAGGAAACACUCUCGUCGAAGAAAUGAUGAGGAUAGCUUUCUCGAUGCCGCUGAGAAAGCUGUUCUCUUUUGAACCAGAAGAACACCACAUGUACACGAAUGCUCAUAAUGCUGGUCACAUGGGUCAAGAUUGCGUGGCAAUGUUCCCCGGAUGCACUUUCUCCCUCAUAGACAUGGCCUUGGGGAAAUACAACACCCCGGAAGAAACCCUCUAUAAUCAAGAUACUUCUGAACAGGUCACCGAAACUUCGGAUACCAGAAGGCCAACGAAUGUACGAUAUAACAUGAAGUAA